GCAAUCCACUCCAGUUUUCUUGCCUGGAGAAUCCCAUGGACAGAGGAGCCUAGCAGGCUACAGUCCAUGGGAUCACAAGAGUCGGACACUACUUAGCGACAAAACCACCACCACCUCUUGAAAGGUCCUCUCUCCAAAUACAGUCACAAUCUGAGGUCCUAGUGGUUAGGACUUCACCAUGGAAUUGGGACACAAUUCAGCCCAUUAACAGCCACUCUUUACUCAGUAAGUGCACAGAAACAACUAGCCAGUGUUGCCAUUUAAUUUGUUGACCCCCAGCUAAGGCCAAAACUCAGAGAUCUUUAGGGCAUGUUCAAUGAGCUGAAAUCUAGACCUGGGACUCAGAAAACAGGGCUCUCUGGCUCUGCUGUUAUCACAUCAGGAACUUAUUCCACCCCUGGGCAUCAGUUGCUCCAUAAUAUAGUCCAGUAAGAGAGAACUGGUUGAUCUUAAAGUUUUUUAAAUAAACUACCAAGAAGUAAUCACUAAACUUAAGCAGUGGUGCUAGAAAAAUAUAUGGACACCAUCAUCAGCUGCUAGAUUUUUAUCCUUCCUACCAUGUGCCAUUUCUAUUAGCCCAUUCUGAAUGUAGAACUCCGAAGUAUUGCAAAAAGUAUAUUCAGAUGCAGAAUAUAUCAAAAUUGUAGGUUACGGUGAGAUUUUUUUUUUCAUGACAAUUUAAAAAAUAUCAAGUCUGCAUUAUUGUAGCUAUUAUAAAUAGUGAACAAUAGAGGGAUAAAAUACUGGCUUUCAUUUUACCAACUCAUUAAGGAUGUCAAAUCAAAAAUGGUUGUAAAUUUAAGUGUUGUACUAGUGAUGAGUUUCAGUGUUUGCUGCUCUCUUUCUGGUGGAAAAGAUACAGUUACCAUCUGGAGUGGGAUUUUGUGAAAUGACAGGACUGCAAAGUAAACCAUCAAGGAGGAGCUGUAGCCAAGAGAACAGCAAAAGAAAAAAGUCCUGUGAAGGACCAGAAAUAGAGCAGCCCACAAGCUGAUGUUCUUCCAAGGCUCUGCUCAGCUCCAAGAUGGAAAUUAAAGCCGCACUUCAGCCAUGAAGCAUCUCUGACAGCCUGAACUGCAUCUCUCUCCCCGCCAGCUCCUGUGGGCGUUCUGAAGGGACCCAUGAUGAGCUAUAUUGUAAUGUCUGAGCCCUUUGACUCAGCUGUCAACACCCAUUCUCUAAACCAGUGGUUCUCACUAGGGCAAUGUCUGCCACCUAGGGGACAUUUAGCAUUGUCUGGAGAUAUUUUGGGCUUUCCAGGUGGCGCUAGUGGUAAAGAACCUGCCUGCCAAUGCAGGAGACAAAUGAGAUGCCAGUUUGAUUCCUGGGUUGGGAAAUCCCCUGGAGGAGAGCAUAGCAAUCCACUCCAGUAUUCUUGCCUGGAGAAUCCCAUGGACAGAGGAACCUGGCGGUAGAUAUUUUCAUGGCCGAAGUUUGGGGGAGGCAUCUAGUGGGUGGAGACUAGAAGUGUCGCUGAACAUCCUACAACACAUGGGAUGGCCACCCACAACAAAGAAUUAUCCAGCCCAGAUGUCCAUAGUCCUGAGGCUGAGAAAAACUGCCCUCAGCUGACCCUCAAUGAGCUGCUUGAGGUCAGGUCUAUGUCUUGUUUAAUGCUGUGCCUGAGGGUCUAUGCCCCAGGGGCUGGCAUGCAGGAGGUACUCAAGUACUCAAGGGGGUCUAAAGAGAAAGAGUCAGUCUCAGCCCAGGAACACACAGCUGAGUCAGGGAAGGGACCACGUGCACACCGGCUUUCCUCCCCACUGACAGUGCAACUGGGGCAGGACGACCAUGACAUGGAUCGCUGAGAGGGGCUUCAUGAGUGUGGGGAGAGGGCCUUAGAAUUGUUUAGUGGGGCUCUUAAGGUUGCAAGGACAGAAAUCCAGGGAGAGAGAUGAAACAUUCACUGUGGAGAUGAGUGCAUGGAAACCAAGCCUUGAGAAAAACAGAGCAGCUGCCAGAAGGCUGGGCUGGGACCUAUCACACUGGCAACUUACGUGAAGAAGAUGAAGUUGUAGGUCACCUGAACACCCUUGGAUCAACUGGGCAUAAGAGGAAGCCUGUGGUAUAAAAUAAUACCAUGGCCUAGAUCUUCCACUGAGUCAACUGCUGGGACAAGCCAGUCCAUAGGAAGGAGUGAAGCAGCUCAGACCCGGCUGGCCAGAGGCGCCCGGAGCCAUGUCAGAACUUUGAGCAAGUCCUGGUGACAGGGACCGGCUGUCACCCACCGGUCUUCCAGCCUGGCUUCAAGAUGCUGAGCCUGAAGCUGCCGAGGCUGCUCAACAUGGAGCAGGUGCCCCAGGCGUUCCAUGAGCAGGGCAUCCUUUUUGGCUACCGACAUCCACAGAGUUCCGCCACUGCCUGCCUCCUCAGCCUUUUUCAAAUGACCAAUGAGACCCUCAACAUCUGGACACACUUGCUGCCCUUCUGGUUCUUCUCGUGGAGGUUUGUGAGCAUCCUGCAAGCGACGGAUGUCCUGAACGACAGCUACUCCUGGCCUCUGCUGGUGUACAUGGGCGCCAGCUGCUUGUUCCCCCUGGCGUCCAGCUGUGCACACACCUUCAGCUCCAUGUCCAGGAACGCCCGCCACAUAUGCUACUUCCUGGACUAUGGUGCCGUCAACCUCUUCAGCCUGGGCUGUGCCGUCGCCUACUCGGCCUAUGUUUUCCCGGACACGCUGGUGAGCACCACCUUCCAUGACUACUACCUGACCCUGGCCGUGCUGAACACCAUCGUUAGCAUCUGGCUCUCCUGCUACUCCAGGUUUUUUGAGAUACAGAAGCCCGGGCUCUGCAAGAUGCUUCGUGUCCUGGCCUUUGCUUUUCCCUACACCUGGGACUCCCUUCCCAUCUUAUUCAGGGUGUUCCUAUUCCCCGGGGAAAGUGCGGAGAACGAAGCCACGUUGUACCACCAGAAGCACGUGGCCAUGACCCUCCUGGCCUCUUUCUUCUACUCCGCGCAUCUGCCAGAGCGCCUGGCCCCUGGACGCUUCGACUACAUCGGUCACAGUCACCAGCUGUUUCAUGUGUGUGUGAUCCUGGCCACGCACAUGCAGAUGGAAGCCAUCCUUCUGGACAAGACUCUGAGGAAGGAGUGGCUCCUGGCCCACUGCAGGCCCCUGUUGUUCGCCCAGAUAGCCGGAGCCAUACUUCUAUGCCUCAUCUUCAGCCUCAGCAACAUUGUUUAUUUCUCAGCUGCCCUGUAUCGGAUUCCCGAGCCGGAAUUACAUAAAAAGGAAACCUGAUUCACACCAUAAGCUUUUCUUACCAAACAUCAGCAUUAAGCUACAACAUCCUAACUACCAUAAGCAGUGGCACGGUCCCAGUUUACAAUGGCCUAAAAUAUUUAUAAUGCUUGAUAUCUUGGCAUUUUUGAGCGGGUUCAAGUCAAUGAGGUAUUUAACUGGGGACAUUUCUCUAGAUGUGCAUUGGAUUCUGUAAGUACUAUUUUAAAAGGGGGACGUGGGUUCAAGUCAGUCCUCAUUCAUGCAAAUCAUUAUUUCAUUUAGCUUUUAAUUUAUUUAAGGUGUGUUCUCCAAUUCUAUUUAAACAGUUGGAUUAGGCAUACCACCCGUAUAGCUUUACUAUUAAUUAGUUGGAUUAAGCUUUACUGCCCUUGAAGUAUUACUCUUGGAAAAUGGAACACGCUUCAUCUGAUGAGAUUCAUGUAGCAAAGCCUCUCCUGCCACAGUGGAAGAGGAUGAGCUGGGAAGGUCAGUCUGGGAACCUGAGAAAGCAGAGAUUGAGUCUGUGGGAGCUGUGGGGACUGGGAAGGCAUUCCAGAAUGAAGAAACCUGGUUUGGGGAGGGGCCUUCUUCCUUUCCCCACCUCGUGAAGGGAAUGAAUUGAAAGAGCCAUUUUUUCCCACAAGUCCAUUCUGCUUCACCAUGCAAGGUUCCCAUGUCAUUAUGGACUUGGAUUUUGUUAAAAGUUCACAGCCUGUGGCUGGGUGUCAUAUGUUCUGUUUUGCUCUGUUUUCUUGUUGCCAGUUUGAUGCUGUGAAGUAUUAUGCAGCACAGGUAAAGUGUGUUACCCAGAGGGCACUGACUGAGUUAAUCCCAAUUGGUUGUACUCAUCUAUACUCAUCUAUCACCUUUUAACCAAUGACAUCACACUAUUUGGGGAGGUUAUACAUUUAAUGUUGCUUCAGCAUUUCAUAUGUGCUGCAGAAUUUAAUGUUCAUGUGCAGAGGAUACUAAAGACUUUGCCAAAGGGAGGGAAACACUUGGUGAGCUUGUGAUAAAUGUAGAUCCUCCAGGCGAGUCAGGAGAUGCUGCUUUACUAGUUUAAAAUGUUGGUUUCCUGCAGAAGGUCUGUACUGGAGCAAGUUCCCCAGGUGAUUGUCAGGAGGGCGAUGGGCCAAACUUGCAGAAAUGCUGGUGUCACGAACUCCAGAAUGCACAGGGCCUAUCAGCUGUGUUUUGAUUGGUCUAACUUUCAGCAGCUCACAACCUAAGGCUCUGUCCUCUGCUUUCUACUCUGUGGAGUACUAAAACACUGAAUAUUUUCUCAUCUGUUGCAUUACUCAUCAAAAGUUCAGUAUUUCAUGGUGUUUUCAUAGAGUACAGAAAUGCUGAUGCAAAACAGUUUUUAACAGAGGCCCAUCACUCCCUGACAUGCACUUGCUAACGACUUAAGGGGCCAUCCAUCGCAAUACAGGACCCUCUUCUGCUGACUCAGGAACACCCCCGUUUCUUAGAACACUGCCUAUAUGGUUAACUGGCCCAGACAUUUGAAUGACCUUGUAAGUAGCUCAUCAACUAAUCCUCUGAAGACAAGUAGCAAUUUAUAUCGGAUAUGAGUGGUCAAAAAAUAUGAUUUCAUUAGUUUUAUUGUCUGUUUACUUCCUCUGGGGAAAGUAGACUGAUAAAAUUAUAUAGGCUGGUAAAUUUGUGGUACAUUAAUUGCAAGCUGCAUGACAAAAUUUGUCUUUUUGGCAAGAGGUUGACACUAUUACUGGAAUUUUACCCUACCAGGGGUUCUGGGCUUCCAUUUCAUCCUACUGUAACUUCAGUUUUAUGGUGGACAGAGGUACUAAGUUUACGUACUCCAUUUUAGUAAUGCCAAAGGCAUGAAGGCUUCUUAAUUCUCUUGUUUAUACAAAGUAACAUAAGGUUCUUCGUUUAGCUCAGAAGUAGUUGAAAGAUCACUGGUGACUAAUUUGAAGGACUUUUAGAAUAUUUAAUCUUUGGUUACAUUGCUUUUUCAGCAUGCUUAAUGAUGAAAAUGAAAUGUUAAAUCAACAAAAUGAGGCCAAGUGUUUCAUAAUGUUUUUAUACAUUUGGUAAACUUAGUCCCAUUGUAUACUUUUGGACAGUGUUACAAUUAAAUUUUAUAACAGUUUGCAGUACAUUGAUUUGGAAACUUCUAAUGUUGAAUGAGAAUGUGUUCAAAUAUAUUCAUUAUCAUUAAGUGUUAUGAAGUCUAAUGUGAAUAUAGUUUUGCUAAGCCAUUCCAGAAAUUAAAAAGAUUGGCAGUGGGUCAGUUGAAAACCUCACUGGGUAUAUAUUAAAAAAAAAAAAAAGAAAGAAAAGAAAACCUCACUGGGAGGAUAUCUUUUAAUGUGUAUAUGUAUGCUCAGUUGUGUCCAGCUCUUUGCAACCCAUGGACUGUAACCUGCCAGGCUCCUCUCUAUGCAGUUUUCCAGGCAAGAAUACUGGAGUGGGUUGCCAUUUCCUUCUCCGGGGGAUCUUCCCAACACAGGAAUGAACCCAGGUCUUUUGUGGCUCCUAUAUUGGCAGGUGGGUUCUUUACCACUGAGCCACUUUGGAAGCCUUGUCUUUUAAGGUAGCAGUUCUCAUUUUUUUUUUUUUUUUAACAUCUCAGUACACUUUGUAGAUAUACCAUAUUCCCACUGGUAGCGAUUGCUCACCAAGGCCCUGUCUCCUAAGGGGAGAGGGGGAGCAGGCACACUCCUAAAGGGAUGUACCUCUUCCCCCUCCCUUGGCUUAAGAAACACUACUCUAAAAUGUACCAAUCAUUUUCAUUGUGAUAAAACUCAGAUAUGCUUGAAUGAGGCCAUUUAGUCACUUGCCUCUUCUUUCAGUCACAAAUGGAGAGUUUAAUUUUCCUUGUGCAGUCUUUGGAGAGGAACUCUCCUUCUUUCCUAAAGACAUGAAUUUGUCAGACUUCCCUGAUGGUCCAGUGGUUGAGAAUCCACUGCUAAUGCAGGGGACACAGUGUGAUCUCUGGUCCAGGGAGAUCCCAGAUGCCUCAGAGCAAUUAAGCCUGUGCACCACAACUGCCGAACCUGAGCUCUAGAGCCCAGGAGUUGCAACUACUGAACUUCUGAGCCUGAGUGCCCUGGAGUCCUUGCUCCACAGUGAGAAGCCACUGUUAUGAGAAGCCUGCGCAUCACAACUGGAGAGGAGCCUGCACGCAGCAACAAAGAUGCAGUGCGGCCCAAAAUAAAUAAAAUAUAUUUUAAAAAGAGACAAGAAUAGGUCCUUGUUGACUAGAAUUAGAAGUGGGAUGUUUAGAAGGCUUUUGAAUACAAAGUGAUUUAGAUAUUUGGUCUGCAGCAAUCUUUCUCAAAGUGUUUUUGUAGAAGGAACUCAGUUCCCAGGAGAUAGUCUGAGGAAGGCUUUUGUCAGAUGUGUCAGAGAAACCUUUCAUUCCCAUUUGCUUUGUUUGAAUUUGGUUUGGCCGUGGUAUCCUUUAUAUAUGAAACACCUGUUAACCCUGUAUAUCAACACUUUGUUACAUAUUGUUGAAUGCCAGCCUCUGAUUUUCCAGUCGACAAUCCAUUAUGAAUGAAAAGGCAGAGACCUAUUUCCAGACUCAGAGAUGUUCUUCCAGCUUAUACUAGUGUCUGGUUUUCUUAAACUAUA
Molecule: messenger RNA, 6829 nt
Organism: Dama dama (fallow deer)
Lineage: Eukaryota; Metazoa; Chordata; Mammalia; Artiodactyla; Cervidae
Gene: PAQR5
Product: progestin and adipoQ receptor family member 5
Exons: 11
Coding region: 2252-3244 (330 amino acids)
Cellular component (GO): membrane
Molecular function (GO): signaling receptor activity
Source: RefSeq, a predicted model, not a curated record